Messenger RNA from Microsporum canis CBS 113480, 1635 nucleotides. RefSeq names its product amino acid permease. Gene Ontology annotation, molecular function: transmembrane transporter activity. The transcript is spliced from 13 exons. Gene Ontology annotation, cellular component: membrane. Gene Ontology annotation, biological process: transmembrane transport. Bases 1 to 1635 code for a protein of 544 amino acids. NCBI's taxonomy places the organism in Eukaryota, Fungi, Ascomycota, Eurotiomycetes, Onygenales, Arthrodermataceae. The record is from RefSeq and is a predicted model, not a curated record.
AUGUUGGCCCCCGGCGCAGAGACAAGCCAAACUGAAGUCGAGAGAGGCAGUCAGGAAAACAAGGACUCCCUUUCAGAUGUUGCAUUGCUGGAAACACUUGGAUACAAACCGGUUCUUCAUCGGACCUACACGUUCUUGGAAAGUUUUGCAACAACGUUCGCAGCUGGUGGCAACUUGGCAUAUUGGACAAACUACCUGAUCACCGCUGUCUUCACCGGAAUUACUGCUUCUGUGAUUGCGGAGAUCUGCUCUGCCUUGCCCUCAGCUGGCUCCAUUUACCUCUGGGCUGCAGAGGCUGGUGGUCCCAAGUAUGGACGCCUGCUGGGGUUUGUCGUUGCUUGGUGGAGUACCACGGCAUGGACGACAUUCUGCGCAAGUAACACUCAAUCUGCCGUAAACUACAUUCUAUCAGAAUUGACCGUGUUCAACGUUGAUUUCCCCAAAAAUGUAGACGAUGUCAAGUUCAGGGCCGUCCAAUGGAUAUGCACUGAGGUCCUGCUUGCUAUAGCAGCCAUAGUCAAUUUCCUCCCACCGAGAAUGUUCAGAUUCGUCUUCUAUCUCUCAUCAACUUUUGUUCUUCUGGACUUUCUCAUGAACGUUAUCUGGCUGCCUAUUGGUGCCCAUAAUACAUGGGGCUUCCGCACCCCGCAUGAGGCAUUCUUGGUUACCUAUAACGGCACCGGUGCUCCCGCUGGAUGGAAUUGGUGCCUUUCUUAUCUUGCUACUGCCGGCAUUCUGAUUGGAUUUGAUGCCUCUGGCCAUAUUGCUGAGGAGACCAAGAAUGCAUCUUUGACUGCGGCCAGAGGUAUUUUCUGGAGUACCGUGGUCAGUGGAAUUGGAGCUGCCAUAACCAUUGUACUAUUCUUGUUCUGUGCGCCUUUCGUACCUCUCUAUGCCGUCGUGCUAGGGAAGCGUGCCCAUGUCAUCAUGAAUGUGGUGUGCGUUAUCACCUACUGGUUUGUAUGUAUUCCACUUCACCAAUCCCUAAGAGAGUUAUUCUCCGCAGCCGGCGUCCCGUCAGCAGCUGCAUAUGGCCUAAUCUGUUUCGGACGAGUAUUCCUCACUCCAAAGAAAUUUCCCAAGCCAAGAUGGAGCCUGGGAGCCCUCAGCAAGCCGUUUCAGAUCAUUGGUAUUUUUUGGAAUGGAUGGGUAGUUGCCAUUUUGUUCUCACCUUACGUUUUCCCUGUCACAGGACAGACAUUAAAUUCUAGAGGACUGUGUCUGAUACUCAAUCCCCCUAUAGAUGCUCCUAUAAUCCUGGCCGGUGUGACUAUCAUUGCGCUGGUGUCCUACUGGAUCAUUCCGGAAGAAUCCUGGUUCCCAAGUGCACGUAUCUCCAAGUUCGUGGAAGGGGAGCCCCAGGACCUAGUUGUGGAGGAUAUGUACUCUAUAUGGGACAGGAGAAGGUAUUUGAAAUCAUGGCUUUGUUUCGGAAUUGCUCUCAAAGUUCUGGCCUGCAAAGCUCAUACUCGCCUCUUCCAAAAACUUAGGGCUAUAAUUAGUAGUCAAUGCAACCUUGAUGCGCCGCAAAAUGUUUUGGAGCUAUGGCAUGCAAAGCUCUCGUGUAAGCAGAUCCAGGAGAGACUGAACAGAUCACUUCGGAAUGAAGUUAUGUUGCCAUUCUUCCGGGCAUGA